This is a messenger RNA of Centrocercus urophasianus (Greater sage-grouse), 3154 nucleotides long. RefSeq names its product myotubularin related protein 2 (gene MTMR2). Bases 417 to 2348 code for a protein of 643 amino acids. The record is from RefSeq and is a predicted model, not a curated record. Gene Ontology annotation, molecular function: phosphatidylinositol-3,5-bisphosphate 3-phosphatase activity. The transcript has 15 exons. Gene Ontology annotation, biological process: dephosphorylation. NCBI's taxonomy places the organism in Eukaryota, Metazoa, Chordata, Aves, Galliformes, Phasianidae.
CCAAGCCAUACGAACUUGAAGAGACAAGCCAGCCGUGGUGGAACGAGUGGCCCUCAACAAUGUUUUCCUUUGAGCUUCUAAGCUUUGCCUUAGAAGGCAAGGGCCUAUGAGACUCGCCAACCCAAAGAGACUUCUUCAUCACUAGAAACUUGAGCCUGAAUGCAGAGGUUCAUCGUGGAGAAAACAAAGCAGAAAGCCCCAGGAAAAUUCUGCAGAGUGGCUACUUCCUCCUCCAGGGGAGUUCCUCUCUUACCCUGCUGACUGUAUUAUUAUUAUUAUUUUAAAAACACUACCCUUCAGUUUCUGUUUAAAGAUUUUUUUUAAGGCGGUGGGAAGUAAGCAAGUGGAUUUCUCGAGCCUUUUUAUGCUUUCUGAAAACAUACACGGUCCUACGAGAGACUAAUAAAUUGGCAGAAAUGGAAGAGCCACCUUUGCUGCCAGGAGAAACCAUUAAAGACAUGGCUAAAGAUGUUACUUACAUCUGCCCCUUCACUGGAGCCAUCAGAGGAACCCUUACUGUUACCAAUUAUAGACUGUACUUUAAAAGCAUGGAACGGGACCCUCCUUUUGUCCUAGAUGCAUCUUUAGGUGUUAUCAACAGAGUGGAGAAAAUAGGAGGUGCUUCCAGUCGUGGUGAGAAUUCCUAUGGACUGGAGAUUGUGUGCAAGGACAUUAGAAACUUAAGAUUUGCUCAUAAGCCUGAAGGGAGAACUAGACGAUCCAUAUUUGAGAACCUAAUGAAAUAUGCUUUCCCAGUUUCAAAUAAUCUUCCGCUUUUUGCAUUCGAAUACAAAGAAGUUUUUCCAGAAAAUGGAUGGAAGGUAUAUGACCCUAUUUGGGAGUACAGAAGACAAGGAAUUCCCAACGAAAGCUGGAGGCUGAGCAAGAUUAAUGAGCGCUAUGAGCUGUGUGAUACAUACCCUGCCAUUUUAGCUGUGCCCGUAAACAUUCCUGAUGAAGAAUUAAAGAGAGUGGCAUCUUUCAGAUCAAGAGGACGAAUACCAGUACUGUCAUGGAUUCACCCAGAAAGUCAAGCAACAAUUACUCGCUGUAGCCAGCCAAUGGUGGGAGUAAGUGGCAAACGAAGCAAGGAAGAUGAAAAGUACCUACAAGCCAUCAUGGAUUCUAAUGCUCAAUCCCAUAAAAUCUUCAUAUUCGAUGCAAGGCCUAGUGUGAAUGCUGUAGCCAAUAAGGCUAAAGGAGGAGGCUAUGAGAGUGAGGAUGCCUAUCAGAAUGCAGAAUUAGUGUUUCUGGACAUUCACAACAUUCAUGUCAUGAGAGAGUCCCUGAGAAAACUGAAAGAAAUUGUGUAUCCCAAUAUUGAAGAGACUCACUGGCUGUCUAAUUUAGAAUCAACUCAUUGGCUAGAGCAUAUCAAGCUCAUUCUUGCUGGAGCCCUGCGAAUCGCCGACAAGGUGGAGUCAGGGAAGACAUCUGUGGUUGUGCACUGCAGUGAUGGCUGGGACCGGACAGCCCAGCUCACCUCUCUCUCUCUGCUGAUGUUAGAUGGCUACUACCGAACCAUCAGGGGCUUUGAAGUGCUGGUGGAGAAGGAGUGGCUGAGCUUUGGACACAGAUUUCAGCUGAGAGUUGGCCAUGGAGAUAAGAAUCACGCAGAUGCAGAUCGCUCUCCUGUCUUCCUCCAGUUCAUUGAUUGUGUCUGGCAAAUGACAAGACAGUUUCCUACAGCAUUUGAGUUCAACGAGUAUUUCCUGAUAACCAUCCUGGACCACCUGUACAGCUGUUUAUUUGGGACGUUCCUGUGCAGCAGUGAGCAGCAGAGAAUAAAGGAGAGCCUUCCAAAGAAGACCGUGUCACUUUGGUCUUACAUUAACAGCCAGCUGGAGGACUUCACUAACCCCUUGUAUGUGAGCUACUCCAACCACGUCCUGUACCCUGUGGCCAGCAUGCGGCACCUGGAGCUGUGGGUCGGCUACUACAUCCGCUGGAACCCCAGGAUGAAGCCGCAGGAGCCUGUCCACAACCGCUACAAGGAGCUUCUUGCCAAGCGGGCUGAGCUGCAGAAGAAAGUGGAGGAGCUGCAGAGAGAAAUCACCAACCGCUCCACCUCGUCCUCAGAGAGAGCUGGCUCUCCCGCGCAGUGCGUCACUCCUGUACAGACAGUGAGGGAGGGAGCAGAGCAUGGCUCCUCCGGGGCUUCCUGCAGCUCUUCUGUUCUCCAGUGCCUCAUCCACAUCAGGAGGAAGGUAGUGGAAUGCCAAGGGGUGCAUGUGAGCUGCUGGGAUCAGUCAUUCCAUUUUGCUUGGGUAAGCAUUACUUGUGAGUUUAAUGCUUCUGUGCAGGACCAUAGCAGCGUUUUUAAGGUAUUUCAGCUUUCUGCUAACUAAUGGAAGCAGCUGUAACAACCAAAGAAGCCUUUCUGCCUGCACCGCAACUGGUACUUAAUAUUCCAGUAGACUAAAAAGCAUAGUGGUUUCUGUACCCAGGCUUUUAAGUCUUUUUUUUCAUCAUAGCAUACUUCGAGACUAAACAUAAAUUCAAUUUUAAUACAAACUUUUAUUGUAGGUUUUAUUGUAGAAGUAGAUAAACAUUCAGUGAAACCAUGACUGCUGCACUGCUUGUCAGACACGUAAGAGGCUGUAGGUGGCAGGGCUUCCAGUGAAGUUGUGUAUCUGCAAGGAGCUUUGCUCCAGGCUGCUUCUUAUCUCUGCACUGAGAUCAUGGCUUGGUCUGAGUUCCAGCAUUGUUUUUGUACAAUAGGAGCCAUACUGUGGGCAGCUGCUUAAUAUACAUAUCAUGCUUUUUCUCUCAGCCUUUCUCCCAAGACAGAUAAAUAUUUCUUUGAGAGGAUAUAAGAGUGGACUAAUUUACCCAUCAUUCUUUCAGAAUCCUCCCAUUCUUUCACAGGGAGGAAUUAUUUCCAGCUGCAGUCUAUUUGUAUGAUUAACAGGCUGUAGAUCAUUGCUGCACUUGUUACAGUUCAUAUCUCAUUAGGGCAAAGAAUCCACUCAAAAUAGCUUCUGAAAGACUUAAAUUUGCUUUAAGGUUGAAGGGCAGAGUUACUGUUAAGUACAAUCAUUGUAUAAGAUGGGUCAUAGUAUUAUUCUAUAUGAGCAAACUGACCACGUGUGUAUAUUUUGUUUUUUGGAAUUAAGACUGGUUGGUUUAACACUAAUAAAAAAUGAUAAGCGGA